AUGGCCUUCCCCAAAUUACGACCUCUUUACUCAGCCUUCAAUGUUCUAGCCAUCCUUCAUCUCUUAAUUUUCUGGCCCUCUGAAUUCACUGCUAGUGGUUAUACUACUCAUCUCAUUCCCCUUGAUUCGCCUUUAUCACCAUUCUACAAUCCAUCGAUCACCAACUUUGAUCGGUUGCAUGAUGCUUUCAAACGCUCAUUGAAGCGUGCCAACCAUUUCAAAUCAACCAUAGUCCGCAAAAGCAAAAUAGAGGCCCCUAUGAAUCUUGGUGGUGGAGAGUAUCUCAUGAAAAUGUCCCUUGGAACUCCACCUGUUGAAGUAAUUGGAAUAGUUGAUACAGGUAGUGAUCUAAUUUGGACACAAUGUCUUCCAUGCAUAGAAUGUUACAACCAAACUCUUCCACUCUUUAAUCCUCUUCAUUCCUCAUCAUACCAUAACAUACCAUUCCAAUCUAGUUUUUGCAAUGCACUAGAAAAACCAAUUUGUGGCCACAAUUCAAAAUGUGUGUAUAGUUAUUCUUAUGGGGAUGGUUCUCACACUGCUGGAAACAUUGCCACUGAAACUUUAACAUUAGGCAAUGGUACCAAUUCAGUUUCAUUUCCAAAUAUUGUAUUUGGAUGUGGACAUAAUACUAGUGGCACUUUUGAUGAAUCAGGAUCUGGCAUAAUUGGUCUUGGUGGUGGCAAGCUUUCACUUAUUUCUCAAUUGGGUAGCAAAAAAUUCUCCUAUUGUUUAAUACCCUCAUCUAUUAACUCCACCAGCAAGAUAAGUUUCGGUAAUGAUGCUUUGGUUUCUGGCUCUGGAGUGGUUACAACUCCUAUUGCAACAAAGAACAUUGAUACCUUUUACUACCUUUCAUUGGAGGGCUUUAGUGUAGGAAACAAGAGAAUUGCAUAUAACAUUGACACACAGAAGAUUGAGGGAAAUAUCAUUAUUGAUUCUGGGACAACAUUAACACAUCUUCCAUUAAAUGUUUUUGAUGAUUUGGUAUUAGCCUUGAACAAACUAAUACAUGUUCCAAGGGUGGAAGACCCCAAUGGUGUACUUAGCCUUUGUUAUAAAAAUGAUGGGGACAAUAUGGGACUUCCAAUUAUCACAGCACAUUUCAAGGGAUGUGAUGUGAAGCUGCAACCUUGGAAUACGUUCUCAUUGGUGGAGGAUGAUGUGCUAUGUUUCACAAUGCUUCCUGACCCUGAUAUUGCUAUUUAUGGAAACUUGGCUCAGAUGAACUUCUUAAUAGGAUAUGAUCUCGAGGCUGGUACUGUGUCUUUUAAGCCAAGUGAUUGUACCAAGGAACACUAA
Gastrolobium bilobum is the source of this 1302-nucleotide messenger RNA. Its product is annotated as aspartic proteinase CDR1-like. Gene Ontology annotation, biological process: proteolysis. Gene Ontology annotation, cellular component: extracellular region. The transcript has a single exon. Lineage: Eukaryota; Viridiplantae; Streptophyta; Magnoliopsida; Fabales; Fabaceae. Gene Ontology annotation, molecular function: aspartic-type endopeptidase activity. Bases 1 to 1302 code for a protein of 433 amino acids. The record is from RefSeq and is a predicted model, not a curated record.